Messenger RNA from Vespula vulgaris, 4772 nucleotides. RefSeq names its product elongation of very long chain fatty acids protein AAEL008004-like. Gene Ontology annotation, molecular function: fatty acid elongase activity. Gene Ontology annotation, cellular component: endoplasmic reticulum membrane. The record is from RefSeq and is a predicted model, not a curated record. NCBI's taxonomy places the organism in Eukaryota, Metazoa, Arthropoda, Insecta, Hymenoptera, Vespidae. The coding region runs from base 1606 to 2508 and encodes 300 amino acids. Gene Ontology annotation, biological process: fatty acid elongation, polyunsaturated fatty acid; sphingolipid biosynthetic process; very long-chain fatty acid biosynthetic process. The transcript is spliced from 5 exons.
AACGACGAUCCCGCUAGAGAGGAAAGGAGUAGAGAGGAGAAGGGAGAGCGGAUUUCGUCCGUUCCGCGCAAUGGAAAAGAUCUCCGGCUCGCGCGAACGAAAGUCCUUUAAAAAAGGCCAAGUCGAAGAGACGACAUCGAUAUUCGUAUGGGGAGAAUUAUGCCAGGUCUGUCCCAUCUGCCUAAAAAUCUAUCGAAAGGAGCGCAUAACUUUUAUAGUUGCAAGAAAGGAGCCGAACCGAACGUGACGCAUGGAUGUGCAUACGAACAAAGAGCAUAAAGUACGCGAAGGUACGUAAAGGUAAAAGGAGCACGGUGGAUCUACGAGACGUUGUUCGUGAAUCGUUCGAAAGGACCAAUCGAACGAAAGAAAACUCCGUCGAUGUUCGCCAAUAGUAAAAGUAUCCGAAGGAAGGGAGCUACGCGUUCGUACGCGAAGGAAAAGGAGAACGCGGACGAUGGUCCGCGCGAAACGCCAUUAUAAACUCUUUUCUCUUUGGCAAAAUCUAGUAGAACUUUCGACGACGAAUUAAUCGUCCUUUUUAUUCGGCGCGAGUACGUUGCAACGCGAAACGUGCAUUCUUCGCGUAUCGAUGGAAACGUAGGCAAACCUUUUGCCUCUCGAUGACCUUUACCCGAGCCUUACGAUCAUUACGAAUCUUCGCGCGAAUCUUUCUUUCGAUUCGAGAGACAAGAGGAUCUCUUACCGAGGGAUAAGAACAUCGAACGUAGGACGCAUUUCUUUCCAUCCUCUCUUCUCUUCUGGCUUCGUCGGGAAAGAUCUUCGGUGGGGAGACAAGGGUGGUGGAGGAGGGGGGGACCGGCCGGAGAAAGAGAGAGAGAAAGCUAUCGAUUUCCGCGACGGACGUCCGACCGAGGGAUGAUCGAUCUCGAGGAAACGUUAUGAGCCGAACGUAGUAACCUUGACUCCUAUCGAUCAAGAAGAACUCUCUCGUUCCGAGUCGAGCCUGCUCCUGAACUCGAUAAGUCCCCACCUUCCGAGCAACGAGCCUGAUCGUAGUCGGACCCCACUAGGUCAGCGCAAUACUUAAGACGCGAGUUCAGCAUCGUGCGGGCUAUUCGCGCAGGAUCGUUCGUUGGACCACGAAAUGAGUCGAUUCGAAAAGAUCUAUCGAGAGCGUGCGAGCGAACGAUAGCCAAAUUCCAUCAAUUUUCUCGCUGCGUCCUCGUCGCUCUCUUGCCUGCUGGAACCUGGCGAAGAAAGGAACGAGUGAAAAUAUUCGACCCGUAAAAGUGCCAUCCUUCCGAAAGCAUCGUCGCGUGUUAUUCGUCGUCGAGCCUAAUCGUCGAUCGAGCCUCCGAGGAUCGUGGAUCUUCGAUCGAAAUUCAGGGGAAGGGGGGGGGGCAAGCAGAGGCAAAAGACUCUGCGAUUUCGAGCGCAUCGAUGGACAAACAUUGCUCUCGCGUUUCGGACACAAUCUAGCGUUCGAGGAGGAAGAGAAGAAGACGGAGCAAGAUCUCCUAGUGUUGUCCCUUUAGAAUCGAUCGCUCGGGGGCGCGCGACUCGGAGUAAAGUGCAGUGCCUCGAUCGGACCGAAUUCUUUUCCCUUUUGCGGGCCGAUCUCUCAUCGGGAAACGCAGAGAGAUGGCAUCGGCAGCGGCAGAAUUAGUGGCCGAGAGGGAAUUGGAACCGAUGCGAGAAAUGGUGGACGGGAACAGGACGACGUUCGUCGGUGCCCAAGGAUUGGUCAAAUUGGCCCUGGAACAGUACACGGAAAUCCUGGCGAGCGCCUCGGAUCCACGCGUUGGCAGCUGGCCUCUUAUGGAAUCUCCGAUACCGACGCUCGUCAUAGUCCUACUCUAUCUCUACUCCGUGACGAUAGCCGGUCCGCGCGUGAUGUCCAACAAAAAGCCUUACAAUCUCAGAAACGUUCUCAUCGCCUACAAUGCCUUCCAGGUCGUCUUCUCUCUGGGAAUGCUUUACGAGCACCUGAUGUCCGGAUGGCUGUUGGACUACAGUUACAAGUGCCAGCCGGUCGACUACUCCCACAAUCCGUCCGCUUUAAGAAUGGCGAGUCUUUGCUGGUGGUACUUUAUCAGCAAGUUUACCGAAUUCGCCGACACGAUUUUCUUCGUCUUACGAAAGAAGGAGAGUCAAGUGACGUUUCUACACUUGUACCAUCACUCUUUGACGCCUUUGGAGACAUGGAUUUGCGUUAAAUUCAUUCCCGGUGGACACGGUACCCUAGGAAAUCUCAUAAACAACGCGGUCCACGUGGUCAUGUACGCUUACUACAUGCUGGCUGCUAUGGGGCCCGAAUACAAAAAGUAUUUGUGGUGGAAGAAACAUCUCACCACGAUUCAGCUGAUCCAAUUCUUUCUAGUGUUCGUGCAUAGCGCGCAGGCCUUGAUCUUCGACUGCGGAUAUCCGAAGCUGGUCGCAAUCCUCUUGCUGCUUCACUCGACGAUCUUCUUUGCUCUUUUCUCCGAUUUUUAUCGGCGGGCCUAUCGCAGAACGAAGUCGAUCGAUAAGACGAAGGUGGAUUGAGAAUGGGAGAAGGACGAAAAGAAGGAGGAGGCAGAAGGGGAGCAGGAGCGGGAGGAGGAGGAGGAGGAGGAGGAGAAGGAAGAAAGCAAAAGGGGAAAAAAUAGAGAGAGAGAGAGAGGGAGAGCUAUUUCUCUGUCUCUUCCUUCUUUCUUUCGAAUCGCGUCUACCAACUACGACAUCUCUUUUCUUUUUUUUCCUUUUAAGCGUUCCAACUGGAUCCCGCGAACGCGAAGAUAGAAAGAAAGGGAAAAAACGCAGGACGUUUUCACGAACGACACGAGUGAAUUUAGUCUGAAUUUUGGCGAGGGGACGAGAGCGAAUGGGACUUUUUCGCCUUCCUCUUUCUAUCCGAUCGAUUCGAAUUGGAAGAAGAGGACGCCCGAGCGUGUGUCUCUUACGUGAGGAAGCUCGUCGAAGGAUUCGACGAAGAAGACGGAAGAACUUGGAUAGGAGGAACCAGGGAAUUCCGCGAAUUCUCUUCCGUUCGUCGAGUCGAUCUCGAUAGACCGGCCCUCUCGAGAUUGAUUUUCGAUAUUCGAUAACGUCGCAACGAAAAUAUGCGAAUACGGGCGGCAGAGAAGGUCGAUCGUUAAAUUUAUAAACUCUUCCACCGAUCUGUAAAAGCGCUUUUAAAAAAUAUCUUUACGUUUGUUUGCUUUUUAUCUUUUUCCUGUCUUUCUUUUCUUUCUUUUUCUUUUUCUUUUUCUUUUUCUUUUUCUUUUUCUUUUCUCGUUCGAAACUCCCGUCGUAUCGCCAUAAAAGCCAAAUUUUUAGUGACUUCGAGGUGCCACUUUCGACUCCUCGCGAGCUCGACUUGACACACGCAUGUACGAUAGCAGAUGACAUUUUGUUUUUUAAUCUUUCUUCCCCUAUAUCUACUUAUGCGUACGCGCGACGCUAAGGAUUUUUAUUUAUUUCGCCGAUUGAUCGCGUCUUCGCGAAAGUUCUUGUUUUUUCGUUUGCUCGUAGGUGAUAAGAGAAAAAGAAAAAUUUUUCUUUUAAACUUUUUUUUCUCGACGAGCUCCAGAAUACGCAUACGUUUUAACGCGGCUUUUCCUACUUCUACCAAAACGUCGUCGUGUACAUAUGCAGCAUUCGUAUACGCGUAUGUACAGGUAGAGAAAGAGAUCGACGAAGCGAAACGUACGGCUUCGAGAGAACUCUCGAAAAGACUUUGCACGCGAUUUCUCGAGCGAUCCUAUAUUCUUUUUCUCAUUAGAUCGUCACUGCUUCCAAAAUAGUACGGGCACUUUCGCGAAAGACAAAUCCCGAUGAUGGCAUCGACGAGAAAAACCGACGAGUUUUACCCUUUGCGUUGACGUUUGACCAUACUCAAAAAAAAGAAAAAAAAAAAGAAAAAAAUUAAAAUAGCAAGACUUUUGGAAGAGAAUCGAUGAUAAGCGGAUAGAGCGAACGAGCGAACGAACGAACCCGCGUAGAUAUCACUUUUUUCGGCACCUUCCUCGAGGAUCGACGACGCUCGAGCAACGGCGAAUGCCUGGAUUAAAUUUUCUUUGAAAUCGAAUAGCGAUAGGACGGACGACGAGAUGGUUGCGCGACGGCGCAACCCAGACGCAGCGCGGGUCGAUAAAUUCUCUCUUCCCUGUGUGUAUGUGUGUGUGUGCGUGUGUGUGUGUGCGCGCGCGCGCGUGCGUGUGCGCGAGAGAGUGCGAGAGAUCAAGCCAAAGUAUAACUGUCCAAAGUGAACGGCCGAGCCAAUCUUUCCACGUAUGCAGCUUUGUAUAAUAAAGGUCUUUUAUCCCUUCGCUUUGUUCCUACGAAAGCGUCACGAGGCAGUAAUACACGCGGUACGAAUUACUCGACGCGUUCGAUCAAAAUUGGACGAGCGCGAAGCGAUCGCGUCGGAAGCAAUUGUUCCAAACUGUUGUAACCGACCCUAACAAUUUUGGAAAGAAAUGAGCGAACGAGCCUUGUCGCUACUCGACGACGAUCUCGACAGCCUAUUCGCGAAGCACGAAGAGAGAACCACGAUCUAGAUUAGGAUCUAGACGAUAGGAUUGUUACGUCCACGAGCAGAAUGUUUUGUAAAUAUGUAUUUUCUCCUUUUGUAACGCCAACUACAAUAUCAUUUCUUUCCAGUCGUAUCCUCUUUAUUUUAUAACCGCCACGAAAGUCGUCCAUGACUGCUGAAAUGAUAAAACUAUGUAGAACGGUUUAUUACAAUUUUCAACUUUUAUUUACACGAUAUAUUUAUAUGUAUGUGCACAUACAUAUAUAUAUAUACAUAUAUAUAUAUAUAUAUA